Messenger RNA from Colletotrichum fioriniae, 804 nucleotides. The record is from RefSeq and is a predicted model, not a curated record. NCBI's taxonomy places the organism in Eukaryota, Fungi, Ascomycota, Sordariomycetes, Glomerellales, Glomerellaceae.
AUGUACUCAACACGCGAGGGUAUCAAGGCUGCUGUCGAUGCGUAUCGUGCACACAUAGCUGGACGGAAUCGCCGAGCCCUUGAAGUCUACGUGCAACUUGCCACGAAGGUUGAGCUCGACCCGGAGGAUUGGGGAGAUGAAGCCGAAGAUUUGAGGGCAGACUGUUUUGGGAGCAUCCUGAGCCGGAACGAUGCCCGGACCUUGAUAUCAAGUCCAGAGGAUAUGCUUACCAAGUUCGAUGAACUCGCACCACUUUACGAUCUUGACGGUUGCGGGGGGUCUAUCCCAACUAGCCACGACCGAGAGUUGUAUUUCUCCCGCCUAGAGAGCGCGCUAAAGGCAAAAUGUCUCGAGGAAGUUCGCGAUAGCAUUGCUGCUCCCCCCGAGCUUCGCAUUCUUGCCGAGUACGUGAGUGCACUGACUGGACCCGGGAUGGGAGAGACCAAGUGGACGUAUCAGGCCGUGUUCUGGACCGGGGCGAGCCCUCAGACGGAGUCCAUGAUCGAUGCCACGGUUAAGAAACCUCAAGAGCUUGCGGUUGAUGGGUGUUGGGAUGUCGCUGGGGGAUGGAAAUCUGGGGACGGCGUUGAGAACUUCUUUUACAUAGUCUACUGCCGGAGAAACCGGCCCGACGGGGAGGUUGAGCCAUGGGCUUGGCGGUACAUGGCAUAUGGCCCGGACGACAACAAAACCUUCGAUACGAUCCCGGAGUUGCUCGAGUGGUAUAGUCGAUAUCGAGAAAGAGAGGUGCCUGAUAUUGAGGACCUGGACGCGGAAGGGAUACUGGAAGGGAACAUGUACUAG